AUGGCGGAGGGAGAGCGGGCGGGGAGCGGCGGCGGCGCCGGCCCCGGGCGGCCCCCGAGCUCCGCCGACCUCCAACGGGCCGAAGAGCUGAAGGCCCGCGCCAACGAGUUCUUCAAAGGUAGCGGCGGGCAACGGCGGGUGGUGAAGGUGCGGCCCAACGACAAGGACGCCAAGCUCAAGUUCCAGGAGUGCCACCGCAUCGUCAAGCAGAAGGCCUUCGAGAGGGCCAUCGCCAGCGACGAGCACAAGCGCUCCGUGGUGGACUCGCUGGACAUCGAGAGCAUGACCAUCGAGGACGAGUACAGCGGCCCCAAGCUGGAGGACGGCAAGGUGACCUUGGCCUUCAUGAAGGACCUGAUGCAGUGGUACAAGGACCAGAAGAAGCUCCACAGGAAAUGUGCCUACCAGAUCCUGGUGCAGGUGAAGGAGGUGCUGGCCAAGCUGCCCACCCUGGUGGAGACCACCUUGAAAGAGACGGAGAAGGUGACGGUGUGCGGGGACACCCACGGCCAGUUCUACGACCUGCUGAACAUCUUCGAGCUCAACGGGCUCCCCUCCGAGGCCAACCCUUACAUUUUCAACGGGGACUUCGUGGACCGCGGCUCCUUCUCGGUCGAGGUCAUCCUGACGCUCUUCGGCUUCAAGCUGCUCUACCCCGAGCACUUCCACCUGCUCCGAGGGAACCACGAGACGGACAACAUGAACCAGAUCUACGGCUUCGAGGGCGAGGUGAAGGCCAAGUACACGGCGCAGAUGUUCGCCCUCUUCAGCGAGGUCUUCGAGUGGCUGCCCCUGGCCCAGUGCAUCAAUGGCAAAGUGCUGAUCAUGCACGGGGGGCUCUUCAGCGAGGACGGGGUGACCCUCGAUGACAUCCGCAAGAUCGAGCGGAACCGGCAGCCCCCAGACUCAGGGCCGAUGUGUGACCUGCUCUGGUCGGACCCCCAGCCCCAGAACGGCCGGUCGGUCAGCAAGCGGGGGGUCAGCUGCCAGUUUGGCCCCGAUGUCACCAAGCGCUUCCUGGAGCGGAACCACCUGGAGCUGAUCAUCCGCAGCCACGAGGUCAAGCCCGAGGGCUACGAGGUGGCCCACGAUGGCCGCUGCGUCACCGUCUUCUCCGCCCCCAACUACUGGUGAGGGACAG
Lonchura striata (white-rumped munia) is the source of this 1141-nucleotide messenger RNA. Lineage: Eukaryota; Metazoa; Chordata; Aves; Passeriformes; Estrildidae. The record is from RefSeq and is a predicted model, not a curated record.